Messenger RNA from Paraglomus occultum, 528 nucleotides. Lineage: Eukaryota; Fungi; Glomeromycota; Glomeromycetes; Paraglomerales; Paraglomeraceae. The record is from the annotation of a GenBank genome assembly.
AUACUGAAUUGCCUAAUUCAAUGUAUUGAUUUUGCUCCUAAAUCUAUAUUAGACGAUCCCCGUACAGCGUCUGGGGGACCAUACGAUGCGUUGGGUAGAAGAGGUAACAUGGCAGCCCAACCCAAAUCUGUUACUGGUGGUGGCUCUAGUUCUGCAAUUAGGACUGGAAUGUCAAAGAGGCCUCAAGGAGCAGGCCGAACUGGGGGAGCAAGCUUGCAUGCACCCAUACCAAGUUCUGGCCGUCUCUCUGCUUCAGGCAUGAACGACCCUGUACAAUCCAGUGCUGCCGUUCUUGAGUUAACUAAAAAGCUCGAGGAAGUCAAUGCAACAGUCGAUGGGUUGGAAAGAGAGAGAGAUUUUUAUUUUGGCAAGUUGAGGGAUAUUGAGAUUCUCGUGCAACAACAGAUCGAGGGCGAUCCAGAUAACGCUUUCUUGAAAGAGGUUCAGGAUAUCUUGUACAGCACGGAGGAUGGAUUUGAAGUGCCACCAGAGGCUGGAGGAGGCGAAUUUGAAGAUGAGACUUUCUAA